This is a messenger RNA of Anolis carolinensis (green anole), 4245 nucleotides long. It is a transcript of the gene fnbp4, whose product is annotated as formin binding protein 4. The transcript has 17 exons. Bases 105 to 2990 code for a protein of 961 amino acids. The record is from RefSeq and is a predicted model, not a curated record. Gene Ontology annotation, molecular function: protein binding. NCBI's taxonomy places the organism in Eukaryota, Metazoa, Chordata, Lepidosauria, Squamata, Anolidae.
AGCCCUCGCGCGCCCCGGUCCCUCCUUCCGCUGGGUAGGCUUUGCUGUCGUCGCGCAUCCUGCCGCUUCCCUGCCUUUCUUUCUCUGCGCCUCAGGCGGCUCGAAUGGGGAAGAAGUCGCGGGUGGCGCCGGUGGGACGGCGGCCGAUCCUGCAACUCUCGCCGCCGGGGCCUCGCGGGGGCCGGGAAGAGGCGGCGCCGGGGGACGGGGAUUCGGCUUCGGAGGCCGAUGAAUUUGAAGCAACAGAAGAGACUCCAAGGACAGUUCCAAAUCCACCCCCAGCCAACAUGCCAGUUGGGCCUGUAGCUGUCAAACCAACAGGUGGCUUAUGUUUGCUCGGUGCUUAUGCAGACAGCGAUGAAGAAGAUAGUGAGAUGUCUGAAAAACCAGCACAAUCUGCAGAUGCAAAUGCCAAUAACUCAGCGGACAUUGACAGCACCCUUGCCAACUUCCUAGCGGAAAUAGAUGCAAUUACAGCUCCUUCCCAACCUGUGGAGGCCACUGUUCCUGCCACUGCUCCACCUCCAACUCCUCCACGCCCAGAGCCCAAGGACUCUGCCACCAGUCAUGUUUUGGCAACUGCAAAUGGAACAGACCAGGUUCCUGAGUGGCAGUAUGAUACUCAGUGCUCACUAGCAGGAGUGGGAGUAGAGAUGGGAGACUGGCAGGAGGUUUGGGAUGAAAACACUGGCUGCUACUAUUACUGGAACAUUCAAACAAAUGAAGUUACGUGGGAACUACCCCAGUAUCUUGCUACACAGGUUCAAGGUCUCCAACAUUACCAGAGUUCUGUAACAGAUGCUGAUGAAAACUACCAGAUAGUUGCUGAUGUAACUUCCCUGGGAAAAGGUGCUGCUCCUGCUCCUGCUUCUGCUGCGAACACUGGACGGAGGACUCUAGUAAAGCGUGAGCCAAAGAAGGAACUGAAUGAGGGUAUCCAAGCCCUUUCAAACAAUGAAGAAGAGAAGAAGGGAGUAGCUGCAUCACUGUUGGCUCCAUUACUUCCAGAAGUGGUGAAGGAAGAGGAGGAACGCUGGAGGCGGAAGGUUAUCUGUAAGGAGGUGGAACCAUUAAUGGAAGAAGACAUGACAGCAGAGCAGACAGCAAUAGUUGCUGAUAAGCAGCCAGAAAGCAACCGAGAUAUUGAAGAAGACCCUUCCCAGGAGGACAUAUGUAGUGUGGUGCAGUCAGGAGAGAGUGCCGAGGAAGAAGAGGAGCAGGAUACUCUUGAGCUGGAAAUGGUAUUGGAGAGGAAGAAGGCAGAACUGCGAGCUUUAGAAGAAGGCGAUGGGAGUAUUUCAGGUUCCAGUCCACUUUCUGACGGAAGUCAGUCAGACCUGGCACGGCGAUUGCUACCAAAGCCAGGGAAAUGGAAGCUCUUUGGAGUUGCCAGCCCAGAAUCCACCAGCAGGGGUUCAAGCAAGACAGGUCAAGAGAGUCCUGAACCUGGAGAAACGACGGCGAAGGAAGACCUUGAAGUAGGCGGUGAGAACUCAGACCAUGAGCCAGAUACAGAGGAACCGCAAGACAAAACAAAAACACAAGUCACUUCCAAGGUAGAAGAAGAGGAGCAAGACUUAAAGUUUCAGAUUGGAGAGCUGGCCAACAUGUUGAUAAGCAAGCUGGAGUUCUUGGGCAUCAAUAGGCAGUCCAUCUCUAACUUCCACAUGCUGCUGUUGCAGACUGAGACACGUAUUGCAGACUGGCGUGAAGGAGCUCUCCAAGGAAACUACCUCAAACGCAAAUUACAAGAUGCAGCUGAACAGCUAAAACAGUAUGAAAUAAACGCCGCCCCUAAAGGCUGGUCCUGCCACUGGGACAGGGACCAUAGGCGCUAUUUCUAUGUUAACGAACAAUCAGGCGAGUCCCAGUGGGAGUUCCCAGAUGGUGAGGAGGAAGAGGAGGGACAAACUCUAGAAAAUAAAGCGGAAGCUCUUCCUAAACAAGCACUGAAGGAGAAAACGGAAUCCGGAGAAUCUACUGAUAGUACUACAGGUUCUCUUGGCAAAGAGACUCCUUCGAAUCAAGCUGCAGCUGCAUCUCUUGUGCCUCUCAGUCCAUUUUGGACUGUCCUUCAGCCCUCUGUCCCUGUCCUUCAGCCCCCUUUGCCCCUGGAAAUGCCUCCUCCCCCUCCUCCGCCACCAGAGUCCCCCCCUCCUCCCCCUCCUCCUCCUCCACCCCCACCCCCUCCCCCUCCACCAGGGGAAGAUGGGGAAAUACAGGAAGUAGAGAUGGAGGAUGAGGGAGACGAGGAGCCACCCGCACCAGGGACAGAGGAGGAUGAUGUCCUGAAACCUCUUCUCCGGCCAACAGUUGCCAAUAGCCAGACUAGUACCGAAACCAGCGUAUCUGUACCUCCCUCAGCUAAAUCUUUAAAAAGGAAAGCUUCAGAAAUGAAUGCUGGAUUGGUACAACGAGCUGCAACUAUUGGAAGCUGUCCAGUACUUUAUGGCCAGUCAGUAAUGGGUACAGGCCUUCAGACCUCAGGAGUGAGUUUGCAACAGAAUUACCUUGGUGCAACCCAGCCAGCACUCGUCAGCUAUCCAGAGUGUAGUGCCCCUGUGGGACUUCCUGCCAGCACCACACAGUCAGUUCCUUCACAAGGAGUCCCACCUGCGACCACUAGCCUUGCAGAACACCUGCCGCCGCCGCCACCCCCUCCCCCUCCACUGUCUCCGCCUCCCCAUGCGCCGAAAGCACUACCAGCAGACAAGUCAAAGAAGAUUAAGAGAGCCAGCAAAAGGAAAAAAACGAAGACAAAGAUGCCAUCUCUUGUGAAGAAGUGGCAGAGCAUCCAGCGCGAAUUAGAUGAGGAAGAAAACUCCAGCUCCAGUGAUGAUGAUCGGGACGUGGUAUCACAGAAGCGAAUUGAAGAAUGGAAACAGCAACAGUUAGUUAGUGGUAUGGCAGAGAGAAAUGCAAAUUUUGAGGCUUUGCCUGAAGACUGGAGAGCCCGACUCAAGAGACGGAAAGUCCCUUCAAGCACAUGAGGCAGCUUUGGGUUACAUGUUUUUUUUCUUUUUUUAAACCACACAUGUACAGUUUGGAAUCUUUUGCUGUUGGAUAAAUUGUAACUUUUUAAGGGUACACAUUUCUGUUGAAUGACCUAACAGAGAAAUUGUGUGGACUAAACCCUUUUGGAGUUGUAUGUGGCAAGUAGGGCUGGGAAGUAAGGAUAGGCUCGACUACUUCUGUCUUAAGCACUUCUUAUUCCAGUUCAGAUGAAAUUGGGAUACAACAAUUCUAUCCAGCUCCCUGGUGGAGCUGGUAACAAGGACUAUGGAUGCACUUUGGCUGGUUCCAUUUUGAACUCCACAUAUGCACCCCUCUCUAAACCCCAAAGUAUUCUUCCAGUUAGAAAUAUUUCUACAAGGCAUGUUUGCCAUUUGCAAGCUAGAGUCGCAGAACAAGCAGAGAGAUGUCAGUUCUCCUAUUGGACACAGAACUGUAGGGUUUAAACCCACGUUCCAUUCCUGUUCUUGGGAACACUUGCCAAGGUUGUUGCUUGCUUGACUAGAAGACUAGGCUCAUCGUUCUGUCCUACAUUCUGAGUCAGUCCUGCUGUUUUCAGGGUAUUUUCACACUUAGUAUUUCUCACAGAAUAGCCAUUUAUAUUUUUGGUGCUGUAACAUGCCAAUAGUAUUGGUGUGGUGGUAGCAUAGCAAGACAGAAGAUAGUGUGCAGCUGCCAUCACUGAGCACUGACUAUCCUAGAGGCGAAUCUUUGCGGCUUUCCUCGUUGGCAUCUGGAAACAGACAUUGGGAUCUGCACUGUGAGGCCUUGAGGCUGCUGACUGGACUGUAACCCCUUGCCUACUGUGGAUGUUGUGGGCAACUCGUGAUGUGCAUAAGUAGUGCUAAGUGAGCCGUGCUGCAGUAUCUCUAGUAAAGAUAUGGAGGAUCCACUCCCCCUUACUACCUAACACAUUAUCCCAUCUUACUGGCUGCUGCUUGAUGGAUGUACAUUAGAGGAAGGGAAUAAUUUAACAUGUCUGUUAAUUGGUUCUAAGCCCCUCUUGCAAAGUUCCAGCAAAGGUAGGAUCUUUGCCUAUAUUUAAUGCCAGCCUGAGACUUUCUUGAGCCCUCUCCCUUAUUUGCCUUUUUAAAAACCCAAUCAAGUGAUGAUAAUUUUCUGUAAAGUAAAAGAAAAAGCAAGCUAUGGUUGAAUGCAGUUUAUAUUUCUCCUGUUUCUGGCUUUGUAAAUUUGUACAUAUACAUUAAUAAAAUCCUUUUUUAUACUUCAGAA